Molecule: messenger RNA, 1227 nt
Organism: Grosmannia clavigera kw1407
Lineage: Eukaryota; Fungi; Ascomycota; Sordariomycetes; Ophiostomatales; Ophiostomataceae
Product: heat shock protein DNAj
Exons: 3
Coding region: 1-1227 (408 amino acids)
Biological process (GO): protein refolding
Cellular component (GO): cytoplasm
Molecular function (GO): Hsp70 protein binding
Source: RefSeq, a predicted model, not a curated record
AUGGACCGAGGUAGUCCCAACCAAACGCCUGGCGAGCCCGAUGAGGUGGACCUUUAUGCUCUCCAACACCACCCGGAUAAGGUGCCCGAGGAACGCAGAACAGAAUCUGAAGCUAAGUUUAAAGCGGUCACGCAAGCCUAUGAGAUUCUACGGGAUGAGGAAAAGCGGCAACUUUACGACCAGUAUGGCAUGGCUGCUUUCGACCCGUCCCGCGGAGGCCCUAGUGACGCUGGGGUGGAUCUGAAUGACAUGUUGGCACAGAUGUUCGGCAUGAAUGUUGGCAGUUCCGGUGGUGGUAAAAGACGUCCGCGUAAAGGACGUAGCGAGGAGCAACAGUACAAGGUCACUUUGGAAGAGCUCUACAAAGGAAAAACUGUCAAAUUCGCAGCGAACAAGCGCAUCACCUGCACACAGUGUAAGGGGACAGGCGCAAAGGACAAGGUGAAGCCACAGCAGUGUGAUCGUUGCAAAGGCGCGGGCGUGCGAGAAGCCUUCCGCCAGGUCGGCCCAGGUCUCAUACAGCAAGAGAUGCUACCCUGCGAUCAUUGCCAGGGCUCUGGCAUGUACUAUAAAGAGAAGGACCGCUGUAAGAAGUGCAAGGGCGCAAGAACCGUGGAGGAGACCAAGGCACUUGAGAUUUACAUCCCCCGGGGUUCCAUGCAGGGGGAGCGCAUUGUACUCGAAGGCGAAGCGGACCAGUUUCCCGAUCAGCUGCCCGGUGAUAUUGUUUUCACCCUGGUGCAGGAACCGCAUGAAAUAUUCUCUCGCGAUGGCAACGACUUACUGGCAGAAUUGAAGGUCACCCUAUCAGAGGCUCUAACCGGGUUUUCUCGGGUCGUUUUACGGCAUCUCGACGGCAGGGGAAUCUACAUCAAUCAUCCACAAGGAAAGAUUCUCCGACCAACAGAAAUUAUUAAGGUGGCCGGAGAAGGCAUGCCACUGAAACGUGGCGAGCUUAAGGGAGACCUGUACCUAAGCGUGAAGAUCGGGUUUCCUGAAGAUGGCUGGCUUCAGAAAGAUUCUGAGUAUGAGGCUUUGCGGAAGCUAUUGCCCUCUCCAACUCCUCCUAUUUCUGCCAGCGAGGUAGCUGAGGUAGAUGAGGUCGAGUAUGAAGCCAAUGCCGACAUUGAACAGAUGGGUGGGCGUUCUAGUGACCCUCGAUUUGGCGGUGAAUGGGAAGAUGCCGACGAUGAUGAGCAGAGUGCACCGCAGUGUGCGACCCAAUAG